Nicotiana tabacum (common tobacco) is the source of this 666-nucleotide messenger RNA. Lineage: Eukaryota; Viridiplantae; Streptophyta; Magnoliopsida; Solanales; Solanaceae. The record is from RefSeq and is a predicted model, not a curated record.
AGACUAAUAUGUAACUAGUUUAGUUCUAUUUCUUGCAGGAUGCAUGAGGGGCCUGUUACUUGCUUAGCUUUUACUGAUGACCAAUUGCUUGUUAGUGGUUCCUCUCUUGGCACCCUAUCACUAUCGGAUCUUUCUUCUGAUCAGCGAGUUGUUCUGCUUGGAUCAACCUUUUCUGCAGGGAUCAAGACUUUGUGUUUCAACCCUAGCUCCUAUAUGGUGUUUGCUGGAUCAACUGCUGGAAAUGUCUCUUGUUGGGACCUCAGGUUUGCUGAAAUGACUAAAACAUGAAUCAACAUUCUUACAUGUGUUUUUUUUUACGCAACCCAGCCUUUCUCAUCUUGUUCCAUGCUUUCUGUGCUAGAGUCAGUUUUCGAUCCUUAGACAGUAGCUUCGUCAAUCCUUUUAUAUGCUGCUGCAGUUGUUAAGGGUUAAUUAGGGAUGUCUCGUAUUCGUAAAACUUUCGAGUCUGCUUAUGUUUGAUGAGCAUGACAAAAGUUGCUCAAUCUCUUCGAAUAAGUCUCCCCAGAUUGCAUCCUUCAGUUUCUAAAUAUUUACUCUAGUUUCUGUGGAAUUUGAGUUGUUGUAAAUGCCAUUUUAGCACCAGUACAAAAUUUCUGAGCCGUGGAAGCAGCCACUAAUGCUUGCAUUAGGGUAGGCUGUCGACAU